Messenger RNA from Neoarius graeffei (lesser salmon catfish), 1662 nucleotides. It is a transcript of the gene slc45a2, whose product is annotated as solute carrier family 45 member 2. The record is from RefSeq and is a predicted model, not a curated record. Gene Ontology annotation, molecular function: sucrose:proton symporter activity. The transcript is spliced from 8 exons. Gene Ontology annotation, cellular component: membrane. Lineage: Eukaryota; Metazoa; Chordata; Actinopteri; Siluriformes; Ariidae. Bases 1 to 1662 code for a protein of 553 amino acids.
AUGACUCUACUGUCAGAGGAGAAGCCCUACAAGGAGUUGGGAACCUACACCACCACUGUGAAGCACCAUCUAGACUGUAGUCCUAACAGGGACUAUGUGGAUGCCAUGGAGGGGGCCGUGUUUAGGGCUGUAGAGCCUCCGAGGAGGUCGCGUGGAUGCCUCAUCAUGCAUGCCAUGGUGAUGUUUGGGAGGGAAUUCUGCUAUGCUGUGGAGGCUGCAUUUGUCACACCUGUCUUGCUAAGUGUGGGAUUACCACGAAGCCUGUACAGCCUGGUGUGGCUCAUCAGCCCUGUUUUGGGCUUUAUCCUCCAGCCAGUGAUUGGCUCAACCAGUGACUACUGCCACUCACCGUGGGGACGCAGAAGACCCUACAUACUUACACUUGGGGUUAUGAUGCUCAUUGGCAUCACCCUGUUUCUCAAUGGAGAUGCCCUGGUAUCAGUGCUGGUGAAGCACAUGGGUUGGAAGAGAACCUGGUCCAUCGUGGUGGUCAUGUUUGGAGUGGUUAUGUUUGACUUUGCAGCAGAUUUCAUAGAUGGGCCAGUGAAGGCCUACCUGUUUGAUGUGUGCUCCUACCAGGACAAGGAAAGAGGCCUGCACUACCACGCCCUGCUUACUGGUCUGGGUGGAGCAUGUGGGUACCUGACUGGUGCGAUGGACUGGGGUCAUUCUACAAUGGGAGCCCUGCUGGGCUCAGAGUACCAGGUCAUUUAUUUCUUCUCAGCGCUCACCUGGGGCUUCUUCCUCACUAUGCACCUCUUCAGCAUUCCCGAGAACCCUCUGGGGAAGCACCAUCUCACUGAGUCCUUGGACCCCGGUGCCUCCUUGCUACAGCCAUCAGUAAUGAAUGGAUCCACAUAUGGCUUGGUGUCUAAACAGUCUGAGCUGCGACCUCGCUCAUUCUCUGCUUUAAGCGAGGCCAACUCCGUCACAUCCAGCUCCAAGCAGCUGAACAGUGAGGUACAGAAGAGAAUGACUCUGAAAUCAUUACUGUCUGCUAUGAUUAACAUGCCCAAUCACUACCGCUGCCUGUGUGUCAGCCACCUGCUGGGCUGGACUGCUUUCCUCUGCAACAUGCUCUUCUUCACUGACUUUAUGGGGCAGAUUGUGUAUAAGGGCAACCCGUAUGCGCCACAUAACUCCACUGCUUAUGCCACCUAUGAGAGAGGGGUGGAGGUCGGCUGCUGGGGGCUGUGCAUCAAUGCUGUGUCCUCAGCUCUCUAUUCCUAUGUACAGAGGCUGCUACUGCCCUAUAUUGGCUUGAAGGGUCUCUACUUCAUGGGCUACUUUGUGUUCGGACUGGGCACAAGUCUGAUUAGUCUGUUUCCCAAUAUCAUCUCGACACUGACACUGUGCUGUGUUUUUGGUGUGAUGUCCAGCACACUUUACACCAUCCCAUUCAACCUGAUAUCAGAAUACCACAAGGAGGAGGAGGAGAAGAGCAAGCAGAGUGGGAAGGACACAUUUCUGCAGAGCAGAGGGACAGGAAUGGAUUGUGCAGCUCUCACCUGUAUGGUGCAGUUAGCACAGAUCAUAGUGGGAGCUGGACUCGGAGCUCUAGUCAAUAUGGCCGGUAGCGUGAUUGUGGUGGUUUUGUCAGCUUCAACCAUGUCCCUCAUUGGCUGCCUGUUUAUUAUUGUCUUUAUUAAAUAUGUACACUGA